Messenger RNA from Acaulospora morrowiae, 438 nucleotides. Lineage: Eukaryota; Fungi; Glomeromycota; Glomeromycetes; Diversisporales; Acaulosporaceae. The record is from the annotation of a GenBank genome assembly.
AUGCAUCAUACUUAUAAUCCUUUUGAACAACCAGAGUUAAUUGCACAUAUUAUCAAAAAUCUGAUAUUAAAGGAUCUUGCAACAUGUCUUCAUACCAAUUUUAUAUGGGAAAAAGAAGUGAGACGCGAGUUUUUUAUAAGGCAAAAAAAGUUUAAAAAUAGAUAUCGGGACUUAAGGUGCAAAAUAAAAAAAGCGAUAAAAGAUCUUGAUAGUUGUUUUGAAUGUAAGACUGAUCCAGAGAUGUUUACAAUGGGACCAUUGAUUCGAGAUACUACAGAACCCAGGACAAGAUUUGAUUCUCUGCUUAAUGAACAAGAGGAAACUUUUAGUAAACUGCAAGAAUUAGAAAAAUGUAUGUUUAAUAUCUGCGGAGCAAUGCACUCCGUGCCUGGUAUUAUCAAUGAAAUAAAAUGCGAGUCAUAUUAUUGGUGUGAAUAA